AUGGAUCCGAAGGGGAAGCAACCGGCGGGGACGGCAACGGAAGGACCGGCGAGAGGAAAAGGUAAGGGCCCUAACGCUUGGACGAGGCCGGGGCCGUGGGUGACUCAGUGGCCCACGGCUGCGGAGGUGGAGCGGCUGAGCCGCUGCUUUCCGGAGGUCUUGACUCCUCCGGAGGAACCGAUUGCGGCGGCCCGGCUCGAGUGGGAAGGGAGGGCGGCGGUGGCCCGUAGCUUCGGCCGCCGCGUCCCAGCAGAGUGGGUGGCGAAAGAUGUCGCCGCCCGCUCAAAGUUGAAGGAGGUGGUGGCCGUCCCGCUUGCGGACGGCUACCUGGCCCUGAGGGGGGCAGCCAAGCCGUCCUUCAUGUCUUCCUUCAAACGGUUAGUGCAAAUUCAUUGCCCAGAGAUCUGCGUCCUUAGUGAGACCCGGCUAUCUGGUGAGGGGCUUGCACGUCUGAGACGACGUCUGGGGAGGGACUGGGAGACAUACGCAGUCGAGUCCCAGGGGUUGUCGGGAGGUAUCUUGCUCCUGUGGAGGCGUGGGGUGGCGACUUUUGAUGUCUUCCACAACUGCUCUCAGCAGGUAGUUAUGGUUGUAUCGGCACCUGAUGCUCCUCCGUGGGUUUUGUGUGGGGUGUAUGCGAGCACGAAUCACAGGGUCAGGAGAGUCCUCUGGCAGGAGAUUGCGAGUCUCACUGCCCAGGGUGUCCCGACAGUUGUAGUUGGUGACUUCAAUUGCAUCCUGAGUUCGGGUGAUAAGAGGGGAGGGGCAGCCUUCACGGAUAGAGUGGACAGGAGGGAGUUCCGGGAUUUUGUGUCACGCACGGGCCUGGUGGACUUAGGUUACUCAGGACCUCAGUUUACUUGGUGCAAUAAUCAGCUUGGCAGUGCUAGGGUUUGGGAGCGUCUGGACAGGGCCUUUGCGUCCCCAGACUGGCGUCUCCCGGUGCGUGGUGACGCUAUGCACCGGGUGUCGCGCAAACUAGAGUUGGCCAAGAGGCGUCUCCGGCGAUGGAACCGCGAGGUUGUGGGCGAUAUCUUCUGGAGAGUGGAGGGGGUUGAGACCGCGAUCUCCGAGUUGCAGUCGAAAGAAGAUUUGGAAGGCACGCUUUCGUCGAGCGAUAUGGGUGACCUUCGGGGGCUUCUAGCGACGCACCACUCCCUCCUACGACAGCACGAGAUCUUCUGGCGUCAGAAAUCUCGAGUCCAGUGGGUGCGUGAGGGUGACCGCAAUACUAGUUUCUUUCACCGGACUACGAUUAUUCGGAGGCAGUGGAGCACGAUUCACUCGCUGCGAGAUGGGUCGGGACAUCGGGUGGAAGGUGAGCCCUCCAUUCGUCAGACCUUGUUGGAUUUCUUCCGCACCAGAUGGACGGAGGAGGAGGAGUCCGACGACAGUGAUCCCAUCCCUCCUCCGCGGGUGGAUGUGAGGAUCGAGGAUGAUGAGAACGUAGCCCUGGUCCGACCGGUGUCGGCACAGGAGGUUCAGGAGGCAGUCUGGGCUUUGGCUCCAGACAAGGCUCCGGGACCAGAUGGGUUUCCCCCGUUUUUCUUUCGACGUUAUUGGGGUAUUAUUCAGACAGCGGUGGUUGAGGCCAUUCAGUGCUUCUUCUCCCAGGCGGUGAUGCCGGGGGAUUGGAAGGCUACCUUCAUCACGCUCAUUCCGAAGCGUCAGGAGGCGGCCGAGCCCUGUCACUUCAGACCCAUUAGCCUGUGCACUACCUUGUAUAAGGAGAUGAUGUGGGACCUUCAGCGAGCAUCGAAGCGACAUAGCCUGAUGGCUAUUAAGCUGGAUAUGGAGAGAGCUUAUGACAGGAUCAGAUGGAGAUUUCUUCAGCAGACACUGGAGGCGUACGGAUUCCAUAGGCAGUGGAUCGACUGGGUGCUGGGGUGUGUCAGGGGGCCAAAGUUUUCGAUUUUGGUCAAUGGCACACCUCCUUUCUUUGAGUCUACGAUGGGGCUGCGUCAGGGAUGCCCUUUAUCUCCUUACUUGUUUAUUCUUUGUGCUGAUAUUUUGUCUCGUGAUUUGCAGAGGGUGUGUGCCUGUAGGGAGCUGGAGGCCUAUGUUCCCGCCCCGGGGGCUAGUCCUCUUUCCCACUUACUCUUCACUGACGAUUGUCUUCUUUUGGCCAGAGCGCGGGUUUCUGAUGCACGGGUCCUUCGUAGGGUGGUAGCAGACUACUGUAUGGCGUCGGGCCAGAGAGUCAACUUCCAAAAGUCAGCUGUCCGCUUCAGUCCGAGUACGGAGAGCAGGGUCAGACAGGAGAUUCGUGGGAUUUUGCAGAUUCCUGAGCAGGAGGAGACAUUGACCUACCUGGGAGUUCCCAUCACAGGCCGCAGAUUACGAGUGGCAGAGUGCUCCAGCCUGGUGCAGCGGGUGGAGAGCAGGUUGGAGGGAUGGAGAGCAGUUUUCCUAUCUAUGAUGGGGAGACUGACUUUGAUCAGAUCAGUGUUGGGGUCCAUGCCAGUUUAUCUCAUGGCCAACACUGUGGUUCCGAAGACGACCUUACUGAGGAUUGAGCGACUGUUGCGGUGCUUCCUGUGGGGGUCACAUGGCGGAGGCCGCGGGGUGCAUCUGGUAGCCUGGGAGCACGUAUGCCGGCCUACCAGCGAGGGCGGUCUCGGGGUGCAGUCCCUGCUGGAGCGUCGCGAGGCCUUCAUUGCUCGGCAUGCAGCUCGGUUCCUGCUAGAGCCACACGGGUUGUGGAGUCAGGUGAUGGCCGCCAGAUAUGGACGUGACGGCUCAGAGGUGGCAUGGAGUGGGCGGCGAGUCUCCUUCAUGUGGCGUGAGAUUGGGAGGUAUGUGCCGACGGUGUCGGCAAAUACCAGGUGGAUAGUAGGCGAUGGGCGGAGUAUUGAUGUGACUGCGGACCCAUGGGUGGACACUGUCCCACUGAGGUGCUGGCCGACCAUGAUUGAUACUGCGGCGGCGGAGGGACUGCGGGUUUUUGAUCUUCUGGCCCCAGGAGAGUCAGCAUGGGAUGUGGCCAGGUUACGUCAGCUGUUCGGGGUACAUCUAACUGAGAGGAUCCGGUCUCUUCCGGUGCCAGGCUAUGGGGGGCCUGAUGUUAGGGUUUGGGGCACUUCCUGCCGAUCCAGGGUCCGACUGGGAGAUCUCGCCGGUGUUAUCCAGCAGGAGCAUGAGCCAGGGCCGGACUACACUUGGAUCUGGAGGUCAGGGCUUCACCCGAGGGCUGCACUUUUCCUAUGGAAGGUGGCAUGGGACCGUCUCCCGACGAGAGCAGCGCUGAGUAGGCGAGGAUGUGAGAUCCCUGCGGAGUGCGGGACAUGCAGUGUGGAGGAGUCGGUCGACCACGUGCUUUUCCAGUGUUCGUGGGCGAGGUUGGCAUGGCAGUGGGCAGGGUUCCCGCAGGAGGUCUGGCAUGGGAGGCCUCAGUUUUUACAGACGAUGCAGCAGUGGUUGGUCCGCCCUCGGACAUGUCAGGAGGCUAUUCGAGCGACUUGCACAGCACAUCAGAUCUGGCUGGCUUUGCAGGCUGGCUCGAUUGUUUUGGAGGGCGACUCAGCCACAGUCAUCAGUUGGAUUCAGAAGGGGCUGAGGGGUGAGGGCUCAGACCACCCCUUGGUUCGGGACAUAGGGAUGAUGUGUGGGGUUGGGGUGGCCAUUCAGGCGAAGCAUGUAUUUCGAGAAGCCAAUGGGGCAGCCGACUAG
Molecule: messenger RNA, 3669 nt
Organism: Phoenix dactylifera (date palm)
Lineage: Eukaryota; Viridiplantae; Streptophyta; Magnoliopsida; Arecales; Arecaceae
Source: RefSeq, a predicted model, not a curated record